Molecule: messenger RNA, 928 nt
Organism: Vicia villosa (hairy vetch)
Lineage: Eukaryota; Viridiplantae; Streptophyta; Magnoliopsida; Fabales; Fabaceae
Product: protein DMP2-like
Exons: 1
Coding region: 47-646 (199 amino acids)
Biological process (GO): endomembrane system organization
Source: RefSeq, a predicted model, not a curated record
AAAAACUCACAAAAUUAAACAAAGCUUAAAAAAAAAAAAGAGAAAAAUGAGUGAAAUUAGAGCCUCAACUUCCAAAACAAGCACCAACAAAGGUGCCAGUACUAUGACAGGGAAGACAUUCUCCGGAGUAGGAAACCUCGUAAAGCUUCUUCCGACCGGCACUGUCUUCAUGUUCCAGUUUCUCAGUCCAGUUUUAACCAACAGUGGACACUGCACCACCGUCAACAAAUACCUAAGCGGUAUUCUCCUUGUUAUUUGUGGUUUCAACUGUGCUUUCACUUCCUUCACCGACAGUUACACCGGAAGUGAUGGCCAGACACAUUACGGUAUUGUUACCGCGAAAGGUCUCUGGCCAUCUCCGGCGUCGGAGGGUGUUGAUUUGUCGGCGUAUAAGCUUAGGUUUGGAGAUUUCGUGCAUGCUUUUAUGUCGUUGAUUGUGUUUGCUGUGCUGGGGCUACUAGAUACUAAUAUUGUGCGGUGCUUCUACCCGGAGUUUGAGUUGGGCCAGAAGAUGCUGAUGCAGGUUUUACCACCGGUGAUUGGUGUGGUUUCUGGUACGGUGUUCAUGAUAUUUCCAAGUUAUCGACAUGGAAUUGGAUACCCUACUAGUUCUGAUACUAAUGAGACCUCUCAAAAGUCUACAUAGCAUUUAUGUGUUCGUGAUUGUGUAUAUUAUGAUGCAGGGUCAUCUAUAAAAUGGUUCAGUUUCAUGCAAUUAUUUGCUAUUUAUUUUGGUGUUAGAUUGAUUUGUUAAUUCUAGUAUGAUGUUUGUUUGAGUUUGUAUUGUUAAACAUGAAGGUAUGGUACCGAUUUGGAUUUAACUGUCAAAGAGUCAGUCAAAACAAUGAGUCAAUGAGUUACAACUAUGAGUCAAAGAUUUACUUGUGAAAUUAAUUAGUGGGUGAAUAAACGAAAAUUACUUGUGAAA